AGGUCGAGUCCUACGACAGCAUCAUGAACGUAACAUCCCACUAUCUCCCAUCCUGAACCCGCGCCGCUUUGAUUUAGUUUCUAAUACCCUCUUGCCCUCCCAUGAUUGUACGGUUCCUUUGUCUGUGACUUCCACUUCUUCUUACCCCAGACGAUGCCCACCCACCGGGAUGAUGCGCCGCUCUCGCCGCCAGCGGAGCACACGGCCAAUGCCGCUGGCCGCACAACAUGUCCACCAGAGGAGUCGCGCAUGAACCCAUCUCACGAUGUGAAUGACGGGCAACCCUCUCUCAUCCUUCACAAUGGCGAGCAGCCCUUCAAUGCCCCGGCGCAACAGCCCACUCCACCGCCAACUGAGCGAGAGUCGCCUGCGCAUGCGCAUUCCCCGUCGAAUCCGAAUCCCAAACCUACUGAAUCUCCCAUAGAAGGCCCAGUCAGAGAUAUCCCUACACCAAUGAGUGCGACAGAUGAUAGCGUGGAAGACCCGCGGAAUCCUCAGGCCUCGCCGCUCUCCGCGACUGCGUCGGCGCCCGUUUCGUGGCCGCAACCCAGACAUUUGACAUCAGCUUAUCCAAGCCACAGGUUCCUCCCCAACACCUCGUCCUCGCUACUCCGACCCGGAAGCCGAUUCAAGGGUAGCCAGACCUCCGACCGCCAACAAUACGAAGUCGAAGUAGAAAUAAAAUAUGUGGACAUGCGCGAGUCGUUCCUGUGCGGAUAUCUGCGCAUCAAAGGACUAACAGAAGACCACCCGAGCCUCACUACCUACUUCGAGGGCGAGAUAAUCGGCAGCAAGUAUACAUUUAUCACACAACAUCCCGAAUGGGGCUCGAACGAGAAGGUCGAUCGGCAGCACUGGGGUAGAUUCCCAGCGUACAAGCCCCUCUCGAAAUACUCUUCGCGACCCGAGCUGGUCACAAAGGAUUGGAUGCAGAAGGAGCACCUCUUCAUGCGCUGGAAAGAAUACUUCCUGGUCCCGGACCACCGCGUUAAGACGAUCAAUGGCGCAAGUUUUGAGGGCUUCUAUUACAUCUGCUUCAAUCAGAUGUCCGGCGGUAUCGAGGGCAUCUACUUCCAUGCGAAGAGCGAGAAAUUCCAGAGGCUUCAAUUAGAACAUGUCGAAGACCGCGGGUGUCAAGGCGCAAUUGAAUUCCGGUAGUUACGACCUUGAUGAAUUGGGAGGUGCAUAUAAAUGUGACAACUGGGAUAUGGGACACAGCAUCUGGGUCACACGAGCGUUCGAGUUCUUUUCACUUUUGGUUUCCCUGUACAGACCCACUUUUGCUCUAUGAUAAUUACUUGGAGGGAGGGCCUUUGAUGCAGUGCGCGACGAAGGCUGGCUAGUCUUUUUGGAGGCAUAUGCGAUACUGGGAUGUUAUCGACUUUGCGGUGUAGAUUUGCUUUUUUGAAAUGCUCCAGUUCCGUGUUACGUCAUUG
Messenger RNA from Trematosphaeria pertusa, 1436 nucleotides. RefSeq lists its product as uncharacterized. The record is from RefSeq and is a predicted model, not a curated record. Gene Ontology annotation, biological process: protein targeting to vacuole; negative regulation of gluconeogenesis; protein catabolic process in the vacuole. The coding region runs from base 154 to 1158 and encodes 334 amino acids. Gene Ontology annotation, cellular component: extrinsic component of membrane; GID complex. NCBI's taxonomy places the organism in Eukaryota, Fungi, Ascomycota, Dothideomycetes, Pleosporales, Trematosphaeriaceae. The transcript has 4 exons.